GGCCGAGGCGGGGCCCCCGAGCACGCGCUCCGAGAGAGCGGGCGGGCGGGCGGGCGCGCGCGCCAUGGAACAGAGGUUAGCAGAGUUCCGGGAGGCCCGCAAACGGGCCGCGCUGGUGGCCCAGCCCUCCACGACGAGCCAGGGCGAGCAGACCUCAGCAGCGAAGGCGGAGCCAGCGGCGGCGACCCCAAAGGCAGCCCCGGGCUGGCUGCGACGCUUCCUGACGGGGAAAGCAAGCCCUGCCAUUACGCGGGCCCGGCCCAGCCAGGUUCAGACACGGUCCUGUGCAGCAACUAAUUGCAAAGAGAACGCGAAGGAAGCAGCCCAGCAGCCCCCACAGAGCCCAGCGGUCCCUCUGCCUUCGUCCCGACACCAGUCUCUCCUGACCAACAUCACCUUCUUGAAGGUUCUCCUCUGGCUGGUCCUGCUGGGUCUGUUUGUGGAACUGGAAUUUGGCCUGGCUUACUUUGUCCUGUCUAUGUUCUAUUGGAUGUACGUAGGGACUCGGGGUCCCGGAGAGAGGAAAGAAGGGGAGAAGAGCGCCUACUCUGUGUUCAACCCCGGCUGUGAAGCCAUCCAGGGCACCCUGACUGCAGAGCAGCUGGAGCGCGAGUUACAACUCAGGCCCCCACGGGGGAGGUAGACCCACCUCAGCUGGUCCUCCUAGCCUCGAGCAUGGACUCCAGAGGACAGAGGACAGCUUACAGGGUGGCCUUGUGACUGCCACACCCUCCACUUCCUCCUCAUCUGCUGCAGUUUCCUUUUUGGACUCCUCUUUGAUUUUGGUGACAUUUUCUAAAAGACACUCACUGUGGGGCUGGUGCAGUUUAUAAAGCCAUGGAAGAAGGAG
Molecule: messenger RNA, 850 nt
Organism: Peromyscus maniculatus bairdii (prairie deer mouse)
Lineage: Eukaryota; Metazoa; Chordata; Mammalia; Rodentia; Cricetidae
Source: RefSeq, a predicted model, not a curated record